UUUGAUCAGGUAUGUUGUAUAUUCACCCAGUAAGUAUGUAUAGUUGGGAAUGAGCAUUUACUUAAAAUGAAAUUGUAUGUGAAAAAGGCUGGUAGCGUCAGGUGUGGGAAGAUUGGACAAUUUCAUCCAGAGAUGUUUAAGGUACCUGUAAGGUACCUGUGAUUUAUUAGGUUGAUUUGUUGCGUAGUUGUCUACCUGUAGUGAAUCAUGGUCACCUUCUACUUGUUCAUAGGAUAACUUCCACACUGUUGGAGGGGCAUUAAAAGGCAAGGGGGAAGUUUUUAAACAAUUUGCUCGUGCUAGCUCUAAGGUUUGUUUGCUACUUUGUUAAUUAAUGCAUCAUAUGUAUGUGCCAUUGUUUCUUUUGGUCAUUGGGGGGUUGUAAUAUAUGACCCGUUUGAUGAUGCUCCCCAGGCACCUAACUUGACAUGCCGUAUAGAGUAAUUUGGUAGAAUUUGUCAAAAGUUUGAUGGAAGGCGUUAGAGGUGGGUAACAGAAAUGGGAUUUGGUGGUUUACUGCAUCUUGCCUCGUCCGGCAUGCAAUUACCCAGGCAAUUGGCAUAUUGGUUGUUGACUCGUGUUGAUCCAGUUAGUAAAAUUUUGAUAUCUCCAGAUGGUAAGGAAUUUAGUCUGUCUCCUAAUCAAGUGUAUUGGGUUUUGGGAAUUCCUAAUGGUGGGAAGACAGUCCCUACAAAGAAGAAUAUGACAUCAAAAUUAAAAUAUAAGGUUGAAGCAAUAUUGAAUAAGUAUUGGCAGUCGUGGGAAACUACGUGUAAUGGUUAUGAGGGUAAGGUUUAUACUAGUAAGGGUAUAUCUGUGAAUCCUAGGCUGAUGGAAAGAUUAGAUGGUGAGUGGAUGGAGUGGGAGGAAGUUGAAUUCAAGACUCUAUUUCUAUUAUUGUCCCUCCACAUGGUAUUAUGUGCAACCCACUCACCUAAACUUUCAGCCGAUCUUGUUCCUGCGUUGACAUGUGCACAUGAUUGCAUGGAUUAUGAUUGGUGUGGGUUGGUGGUGUCGAAGUUACUAGGAAGUGUAUCAUCCUUUGCGCGUAAGUUUUAUGCUAAUGGUUAUGUUGGAGGAUCUGGAGGCUGCUUGUUAUUCAUUGUGAUUAUGUACUUGGACAGGCUGAAUAGGGUGCCGCUAAGAUGGGGUGUAUUUCGCAGGAUCAAAGUCUGGAAUAUGAAGGAAAUUGGGUCAGUUUCAAGGCUUGAUCGUCACUCCAUUGAUGGUGACUUUGGUAAAAUGGGGGUGAGUGUAGCCCUGAAGCAUGUUUUGUUAGGGGUUUUUAAAGGAUUUUUAUGCUCUUACAUAAGUAUGCUUAUUAUGUACAUAUUUCAGAUGAUUGAUGUUGCAUAUGCAGAGAGUCAUCCUAAGGAGGCUAGGGAUAGCAAUGGACCAAGUUUGAUUCAGCCUAACGAGGAGGUGAUCCCAUACAUAUUCAAACCUCCUAAGGCAAGGAGGAUUAGAUGUGCGACAAAUCCUUGUUUUGUCCGGAAUCCGUUACCUGAUGAAUCUGUUCUGUACAUGGAGGUAGGUGAAAUGAUAUGCAAUGUUCAACAAGAAGAGCAAACCGAUUGUGUCGACCUAGUUGUUGGAACACCAGGGAUAUGAGCGACAAAAGACCAAGGCAUAUGAUUAACAGUUUAGUAGUUGUAAAGCUCAAAUUUGUUAAGUGAGUUCAUUCUUUAUACUGUACUAAUAGCAUUUAGAUUGUAUCAUUGUAACAUUACACAGGAAUAAUCAAUUACAAGAUACACAAUGUAAUAAUACUAUUAAUGUCAUGAUUGUUGUUAAGA
Messenger RNA from Chenopodium quinoa (quinoa), 1796 nucleotides. RefSeq lists its product as uncharacterized. The coding region runs from base 499 to 1611 and encodes 370 amino acids. The transcript has 4 exons. NCBI's taxonomy places the organism in Eukaryota, Viridiplantae, Streptophyta, Magnoliopsida, Caryophyllales, Amaranthaceae. The record is from RefSeq and is a predicted model, not a curated record.